UUGAAAAUCAAGCAAAUCUUACUUUCUUCACAUGGCUUCCCCCACUAACUUCCUUGUUCAUGCAUUUCUCUUGUUGGCUCUUGCAACCACUUCCUUUUCCUUAUCACCCAAAUUUUACGAUAAAAUUUGUCCCCAAGCUUUGCCUGCCAUCAAGAAAGUAGUCGAGGCUGCCGUCCACCGCGAGCCUCGGAUGGGAGCCUCUUUACUUCGUCUGCACUUUCACGACUGCUUCGUUAAUGGCUGUGACGGUUCACUUCUUCUGGAUUCUACACCAGCUUUCGAAACCGAGAAAAAUGCACGUGGAAAUCUGAAUUCCGUGAGAGGCUUUGAAGUUGUUGACCAAAUAAAGACCGAAGUUGAUAGAACUUGUGGACACCCCACUGUCUCUUGUGCUGAUAUCUUAGCUGUGGCAGCUCGUGAUUCAGUAGUUGCGCUUGGUGGUCCGACAUGGAAGGUCCGGUUGGGGAGGAGAGACUCAACCACAGCUAAUAGAGCCUUAGCUGACAGCGUGCUUCCAUCGGCUUCAAUGGAUCUGCCUGCAUUAAUCAACAACUUCAAGAAUCAGGGCUUGAACCAAAGAGAUCUCGUAGCUCUCUCCGGUGGCCACACUAUUGGAUUGUCACAAUGUGUAAUCUUUAGGAAUAGAAUAUACAAUGCAACCAAUAUCGACCCUGCCUUUGCUAAACAACGUAGAGCCACCUGCCCACGAGCCGGAGGCAACACUAAUCUAGCUCCUUUUGAUUCAACGCCCGCCAAGUUCGACACUGCGUACUUCAAUAACCUAGUGAAGCAAAGGGGUUUACUCACCUCGGAUCAAGCACUUUUCAAUGGUGGAUCAACUGACAGACUUGUAAAGACUUAUAGCUCGAAUCCAGAUGCUUUUUGGGAUGAUUUUGCAAAGUCUAUGAUUAAGAUGGGGAACAUUAAACCUUUGACCGGAAGUCAAGGACAAAUUCGUGUCAGUUGCAGGAGGGCAAAUUGAUGAAAGCAACAACAGUUAAUUGUUCUUCUUGUUGUA
Hibiscus syriacus is the source of this 1018-nucleotide messenger RNA. Its product is annotated as peroxidase P7-like. Gene Ontology annotation, molecular function: heme binding; peroxidase activity. The transcript has 3 exons. Gene Ontology annotation, biological process: response to oxidative stress; hydrogen peroxide catabolic process. Lineage: Eukaryota; Viridiplantae; Streptophyta; Magnoliopsida; Malvales; Malvaceae. The record is from RefSeq and is a predicted model, not a curated record. Bases 32 to 982 code for a protein of 316 amino acids.